AUAUCUAGUCAUUGUAAACAGAGACGUUGUGGGUUUUUCCUUCUCUUUGGCGUCUAUAUUUGGAUUACGAUAGAACAGACAUAUAAGGAAAUAGUCUACAAGAAGACAUUACUACCUAUCAUUUUGAGCAUUCUUUUUGUAGCGUGAAUUGGGAAAUUCAAUACAUGGCACAAUUACUUACAGCGCCUGCCAUCCCGCUUUCAUGGCCUACUGAUACAGGAUUUGCAAAGGGAAGGAUCACGCUUGGAGAAAUUGAAGCGCGCCAUGUUUCAGCGUUAGAAAAGAUAUGGAGUUUCACCGGAAGCAGUAAUAAGAAAGGGGCUGCACUCUAUAAGCCCGUUGACAUUCCUCCUGGUUAUUUUAUUCUGGGUCAUCACUGUGAGGGCAACACCGAAUUGCUUCAAGGCUGGGUUGUUGUGGUAAAGGACAUUAAUGAAAACAAGGAGGGGUCCUCAUCCCUUCCCCCACUAGAAAAACCAGUGGAUUACUCGCUGGUAUGGAGUAGCAAGUCAGGGAAAGGUAAAAAGGGGGAAAAUGGCUUCUUCUGGCGACCAAUCGCCCCUCAAGGGUAUAAAGCUCUGGGCUACCUGGUCACAAAAGUUGCGGAUAAACCAUCUUUGGAAGAGCUCAGAUGCGUUCGAUCAGAUCUAACUGGAGUUUGUAAGACUGACAGCGGCAUCUGGAGUCAGAAAAAAGACGGUGAUUCAAUCCAAGUGUGGAAUGCAAUGCCAGAUCCAGAAAAGCAAGAAAAUGGGGUAUUUGCAGGGACGUUUUAUUGCACCACAAGUACAAAAAAUGAAAGUUCUGAGUUUCCGGUGGCUUGUCUACUGAACAUGAAUUCUCCUCUGACGGGAAUGCCAAGUCUGGAUGAAGUGCAUUCAAUUAUAGGCAAGUAUGGCCCCUCUUUGUUUUGCCAUCCCAAGGAGACCUAUUUCCCCUCAUCUGUUUCGUGGUUUUUCAGAAAUGGGGCAUUGUUGUACAAGAAGGACUCAUCCACGCCCGAAGCAAUUGCAGAGGACGGUUCCAACCUCCCACAGGGUGGUUCAGCGGACGGCGAGUACUGGAUUGAUCUGCCUAAAGACUCUGCCAAAGCAAAAAUGGUGAGGCGUGGAGAUUUAGAGAGCGCAGAGGCGUAUGUACAUGUGAAAUCAGUACUAGGAGGAACAUUUACCGACGUUGUAAUGUGGGUGUUUUACCCCUUCAACGGCCCGGGCACUCUGCUGUUGCUCAAGGCACUGUCAAUACCGCUGCCUAAAAUUGGGGAGCAUGUGGGUGAUUGGGAGCAUGUGACUUUAAGGAUAAACAACUUCGCAGGUGAGUUGUGGGGUAUUUAUUUGUCUCAGCACAGUGGGGGACGGUGGGUUAAAGCUGGGGAUUUGGAAUACGUUGAGGGGAGUAAGAAAGCUGUGGUCUAUUCUUCCAAAAAUGGGCAUGCUUGUUUUCCUCGGGCAGGUGUGGUUGUUCAGGGGAGCCAAAAACUUGGAGUGGGCAUCGCCAACUACUCAAAGAAGAGUACGUAUUUUGUGGAUACGAGCACAAAGUAUAAAAUUGUGGCUGCAGAGUACCUGAAGGGGAUGGGGAGCAAUGAAAAAAUUACAGAACCAGCGUGGUUGAAUUAUGCAAGGAAAUGGGGACCCAAGAUUAAAUAUGCCGCUUCAGGGUUACUGGGAUCAAUUAAUUUGCCUUCUGAGCUUUCGGGGCAGGAUGGACCGACUGGACCCAAAUGGAAAAGCAGCUGGUAUGGAGAUGAAAAGGUAAAAGACGUAUUCUAAGCAUACUUUGUGUUGUAAGAAGACAUAUUCAAAGUAAAAAAUGUGGGGUUUGCCUCUGAGUAGAUUGUAGGAAUGUUCGACCCUGGAUUCGCGCGGAUGUACCUUCUCCGAUUCUUCGGAACGUGUAAUUUUAUUCAUCACAUUUGCUGGAUU
This is a messenger RNA of Cryptomeria japonica (Japanese cedar), 1925 nucleotides long. RefSeq lists its product as hypothetical. Bases 165 to 1772 code for a protein of 535 amino acids. The record is from RefSeq and is a predicted model, not a curated record. The transcript is spliced from 2 exons. Lineage: Eukaryota; Viridiplantae; Streptophyta; Pinopsida; Cupressales; Cupressaceae.